AUGCACGCGAACGCCAUCGACUCCGAGGCGGUCUUCCAGCAGCGCGUCGAGGAGCUGGGUUUGAAGGCCACGUUCGCCAAGUUCAAAGAGUUCGGCUGGGCAUCCCAUGGGAACUUCGCCUUCGCCAUGGCGAGCGGCCCAGGGGGCGUGGUCGAGGACGAGAGGUUCGUGAAUGCGGUCAUCCGCCCGCUGUUCGGCUUGGGCCCGGAGGCGCCGCCGCCUCCGCAGACCGCGGCCGUUCGCAGGCUGUUCUUCGAGUCCCACGCGCUCGCUGUUGGCGAGCUCCGCCAGCGCACGGAGCGGACGGACUCAGACCUGCCCCGGAAAGUCCCCCAGGCCGAGCGGGAAGCUCGUAAAGAUCGUCUCCGGACCCGCCUCGAGCCUGGCGUCGUGGUCAGAGGCGAGCUCGAGCCGGCCAAUUCGCUCAUCGACCGCUUCGUGCAGAUGUGCGAGGACAAUACCUUCACGUGGGUGCCGUGGGAGGAGGCGCCCAAGCGUGACCAGGAGAUCACCUCGCAGCCGGGCAAGCGCAAGUGGGGGCCUGACAGCGAAGGCACGGUGAAGGAGCGCGUCGUGAAGGACCCAGUGAGCGCCGACGUCUCGUCGGCUCUCAAAAUAUCAUGGGCUCUGCAGCGUCGCGGACUUGCAAUGGACAUUGCGGGCGUGAUGAGCUACGAGCAGCACGAGCUGAUCCGCGCGAAGCUCUUUGAGGCGCUAACCCGCGAGGUUCCCGACGCCCAGCGCUACGUCCCCCCUGACCUGUCUGACCUCCGGGCGGCCGACAAGGAGAUAUGGAAGAAGAUGUCCCAGGCGUGCGCCAAAGGCAUCCGCCCUGCAUCCGCGGCGGACCCCGUGCCUGCGGACGCCCACGUCCAGAACAUCCUUGACUCUGUCGAGGUCAACAUGCUGCUCGCGCCCAAGGUCCGGACCGCUUCCAGCGUUUCUAGCACGAAGAGGGGGCGCGUCGAGGGCGAUGACAGCAUCGGCAUCGAGCAGGCCCGGAAGCGCGCAAAGGGGCAGCAGCCGCAGCAGCAGCCGAAGGGCCAGGGCAAAAAGGAUUACGACAAGAGGGGCAAGGGGCCAAAAAGGACCCCUCUCCCGAAGGAGCUGCAGAACGGCGGGGUCGCCGCCCUGCCGGACGGCACGCCCAUCUGCUUCGGGUUCAACCUCAGGACGUGCAGGGAGAAGGUGAACGGGAACAGCUGCCGUCGUGGCCUGCACGUCUGCUGCAAGCGCGGCUGCGCGGCCAGGCCAGAGUUCCGCGAGAUCCUCAGCACGGAUAUGGAUCCAGAUGGCUUCGUGCUCAGGGAGCCCAUCAGUGGGGAGAUACAGAGGCCAGAUGGCACGGUCAUCCCUGCGGGCGCCAUCCCCUUCAAGUCAACGGAGAGCACGGGGGGGCAUUCCGGGUUGAAUUUCGGGGUGCCUUGGUCCCCUCAGCAGUUCCUCGAUGCAGCCAUGGGCGCGAAGCACCCUUUCGAUGCCCGGCCAGUUGUGGACGACAACGUAGCAGAGUGCAUCUUCAAUCUUUUGGCCACCCCGCUUGACGACAUCAAGACGGGCGCGGGCGCUCUAGAGAGGGCCUGGGCUGACCAAGCGAGUGCCCUGGCAGUGCGCGAGGCGGCCCUCCACGCCCAGAUGGACGGCCACGUCAGGAACGUCAUGGAGGGCAAGAACAUUCUGCUGAUGGCGAAGAUGCUCAAGCAGAUUGGGCACGUCGAUCAUGAUCUCCCUCGAGACAUGGCGACGGGCUUCCGGCUGGUCGGCCGCUUCCCGCACAGCAAGGUCUUUCCCUUGAAGCCGGAGGGUGCCGUUGAAGAAGGGCACGACAAACGCUGGUUGUGGGAGCAGGCGCCUGCCGUCAGAGCUUCCCUCAAGGCGGCCGCGGCCAGGCCCCGUCGUAGGGAUGACACCGAGCUCGAGCGCGAAGUUUUUAAGAAGACCAUUCUCGAGGCCGAGAGGGGCUUGGCCAGCGGCCCCUACACAGAGGCCGAACUUGACGAGAUGCUCGGGCGGCGGUGGCUGCCUAGCCGGCGCUUCGGGGUGGCCCAGGGCGAGAAGGUGCGCCCCGUCGACGAUUUCUCUGCGUCGCGAGUCAACGAUGCGGCCACAAUUCUGGAGAGCACCUCUUGGGAAGGGGUGGACGGGAUUGCGGCGAUCAUCAAGCUUUGGUGCCGCCUCCUCAGUGGCCCGGUCGACAUGCGCCUCGCGCUCCAGUCGGGCCGGGUGCUGACCGGCAAGAGGCAGUGGCGCGACGACAUGCUGGUGGGCAAGUGUUUUGACCUCGAGGAGGCUUACCGGCAGCUCGCAAUUUCGCCCAUAGACCGGGACUGCAGUGUCAUCUCGUGCCCAGAUCCCGACGAUGACGGCAAGCUGUCGUAUUUCAUCCUCCACGGCUUGCCUUUUGGUGCCAGAGGGUCCGUGUUGGGGUUCAGCAGAGCAGGAGCGGCAUUGAGGCUAUGUUGUUGUCGCUUGUUUUCGGCGCCGGUCAUAAAUUACUUGGAUGAUUUCCCCCUUGUGGUCCCUGAGGUGAUUGCGACGGCCACCGAAGAAGCCUUCAGAGCAGGUAUGCGGGUGACCGGCUGGAGGCUCAAAGAUUCCAAAGAUGUGGACUUCAGCGUUGUAUUUUCUGCUCUCGGCGUCGAUUUCGAUGUCGCGGAGGCUGUGUCGCACGGCAAGCUAGUGGUAGCCAACACAGCGAGUCGCAGAAAAGCAAUGCAGGAGAAGAUCUCCAACAUCCUUGAUGCUGGGGUGCUGUCUCCGCCUGAGGCGGCCAGCCUGGUCGGAAAGCUGCAGUACGCCGCUGCCCAGAUCUUUGGCCGUUGCGGGGCAGCGGGUCUGUGGCACCUUCGCCGCAGGGCGGAGGGGAAAUGCCCCGGACGGAAAGUGAGCAAAGUGCUGGAGGUCGCCUUGAGGUGGUGGCUUGAGUACCUCGAGGCGGCGCGCCCCCGGACGGUCCGCACGACAGGCGCCCUCCCGCCCCUCGUCCUCCUCACCGAUGGGGCCUGCGAGGGGGAGGGGGAGGAGCUGAGGGGAAGCAUCGGGGCGGUCAUGAUUGACCCCGUCUCGAAGACAGCGGAGUCUUUCGGAUGCGUCGUGCCCCGCGCCCUCAUGGACCUCCUCCGGAAGGAGACGGGCCACCAGCAGCUCAUCGCCCAGCUCGAGAUUCUCCCGAUGAUCGCUGCUAGGCAUAAGUGGCCAGACCACUUCAGCGAGGGCGGCGGGCGAUCGGUGCUAGCUUUCGUUGACAAUGACGGCGCCCGGUACGGACUCAUCAAAGGGCACAGCCCCUCUGAGGUCAAUGUCUGGCUCCUGAGUGAGUUCUGGGCUGCCGAGGAGCGCGCCCGGAGUGCGACCUACUUCGAUCGGGUUCCGUCCGCGAGCAACGCAGCUGAUGCGCCCAGCCGCCUCCAGUUUGGCGACUUGCCCACGGCGUGGGGACAGCCCAUCCGCGUGGUUCGCCCGCCCAGCUUCGUGGGUGAGCUGAUGCGGAGACGGGAAAAGGUCAUCCGGGAGUACACAAACAACAUCAUAAUCUUGGGCACCAGGAUGUGGUCGCAGGACGCCGAUAUGGCAGCCCAGGACCCAGUGGAGGGCGAGAACCUGGCCUACACCAUCCACUUCUACGCCGCCUCGAUGGGCAAGGAGCUCCGCGCGAGGGUCUCCGACGCGCUGCGCGCGGGCGUCGCCGUCUUUGCCACGGAGUGGGGUGUGUGCGAGUACACGGGCAGCGGCGCCACGGACCUGCGUUCUGCGCAGGCGUGGCUGGACUUCCUGGAGGAGAACUACAUCUCUGAUGCAAACUGGGCCAUCAGCGACAAGGACGAAUCGUGUUCCGCACUGCGAGAGGGCGCCAGUGACUCAGGGGGCUGGCCCGCCAGCGACCUCACGGCGUCGGGCGCCUUCAUCCGGGACUCCAUCCGCUCGUCCAUGCGGCCCUCUGCGAGCGCCGGGCCCGGCAACCUCUGUGAUUCCAGCCAGGUGUGCUCCCCGCUUCCCAGGACGGUGGUGAAGUCUCCGAGGGCCGUAGAGGUUAGCCUCAUGCGCGAGGCACUGCUCAGGGAUUUCAGGGGGCUGCUUGGCCCCCUGGUCAUGUUCGCCGUUCAGCUCUUCAUGCCAGGGAGGAGGCAUUUCUUCCUGCCGGCCCUCAUCAACACGGCCAUAGUAUUGAGCUGCGGGGCCUACAUUCUGUGGGUGCUGGCGACGGCGGACGGACACUUCCAGACUAAGAGGAUGCACAUCCUGAGCGACGCCGUACAGCACACGACUCGCACGCUGGGGCACCUCUCGGUCGUCAUCUGGGCCAACGAGGACCUCUUAGGUCGACUGAUCUUCCUGUACGUCGCGCCCUGUGGUGCUUCGCGUCUGACGUACCCUGGGCCGUACAAGGCCUACGUCGUGGCACACGCAGUCUUGGUCCUCUACAGGUUCACGGGUGGUGUUGCCGAUGAUUGGAUGUUUAUGAUUUCGGCAUUUGCUUGCUGUCAUCUACUCUACGAGGGAUUUGUGACCCGGCGGCGCAUCGAAGAGGGUGCACAAGAGAAGACGCGGGCCAUGGUGACCCUGGCGGAGGAGAUCUCGUGUAGCGUGUUCGAUUGCUUCUGCGAUGCCACUGUGCGCGUAUCAGCGGACUUGGACAUUCUAGAUGAUUCGCCCUCGCUGUCCACCCUUCUCAGCCGGCGCGCCUCAGGCGGACGAUCGUUCCGGGACUUCGUGCACAUGAGUGAUCGCCGGGGGUACAGUGACUUCAUCAAGAACAUCAGCAACGAAGUGGGCGAGUCUGACAGCACACGGACAAGCACAGACAACGUCGGGAGGCUGCAGCUGCGAUCUGUGGGCGUGCACCUGGAGGACUCGUUCAACGUUCCCGUCGAGGUGCACCUCUUUCACGCGUGCAUGGAGACGGUGGACGAGAAGCCCUUCUACCUUAUUGGCAUCAUCGAGCGCGAGUCCUACAGGUACAGCAAGAAGAAGACCGGCAGGUCGGAGAGGCUCCGGAAGGAGCAGAAGAGAAGGGUGGACAGCACCACCUUGAACUUCGAGUCCGGCAUGCUGGAGCCGGCCAGGCCUGCCUUCGAGCAGAAGGACGUCGCCCUCAUGAGCAGCAUCGAGCUCCUCCGGGACGGCACCGCGGCCGACGGGUCUUCGUCCUCGAGGAGGCGGGCGGGCGGCUCCGGCCAGGAGCGGCCAGGCUCGCCGCGGCCAGAAGUGCAUUCGGGCCGCCCCCGGUUUCAGAGCAGCUGA
Messenger RNA from Prorocentrum cordatum, 5241 nucleotides. Lineage: Eukaryota; Dinophyceae; Prorocentrales; Prorocentraceae. The record is from the annotation of a GenBank genome assembly.